AUGGGCAAUUGCGAAUCUACAGAAGUCAAAGAACGACGUCAACAGAAUGCUAUUUCAAAAAAAAUUGAUAAAGAACUUGCUCCAAAAAAUGAGUUGAGAGAAAAGCUAUUACUCUUAGGGCCUGGUGAAAGUGGUAAAAGCACUUGUUUGAAACAAAUGAAAUUAUUACAUCAUAAUGGCUUUUCUGAUAAUGAAUUAAUGGAAAAACGAAGUGUCAUAUUUUCAAAUGUCGUUCAGAACUUAUCUAGUGUCCUGAUGUUGUUGGAAGAAAAGCAUAUACCAUUAGAUGAUAGUUCCUUAGAGCCUCAGUGCCGUUUAAUACGCAAGUUACAAGAUGAGGAAAUACAAGAAAUCAAUUCUGAACUCAAAAAUGCAUUAUGUAGAUUGUGGGCUGAUAAAGGAGUAAAGAAAGCAUUUGAAUAUCGUCAAGAAAUUCACAUGACAGAAUCGGCAGCAUAUUUUUUUGACAACAUCGAACGUUUGGCAGCAAAAGAUUACAAGCCAACAGUUCAGGAUAUAUUGCAUACGCGAGUUCCAACAACAGGAGUGGUUAAAUUUAUGUUCACGUUUCGUGAAAUUAAUUUUGAAGUUUUCGAUGUUGGCGGACAGAGAUCAGAACGAAGAAAAUGGAUACAUUGCUUCGACGAUUGUGAUGCCAUCAUAUACAUAGCAGCUAUCUCAGAGUAUGAUCAAGUUAUUAAAGAAGACAAUAGUACGAAUCGUUUAAUGGAAGCAAUUGAUCUAUUUUCUGGUAUAGCUAAUAGCCAAUACUUUACUGAAUGCUCAAUUAUACUAUUUUUAAAUAAAAAAGAUUUAUUUGAAAAUAAAAUUAAAAAAGUUCCAUUAAAAAAAUGUUUCACGUCAUAUACAGGAGAAAAUGAAUAUGAGCCGGCCGUCAAGUACAUUCGACGUCGUUUUGUUUCGAAUGUUAAAAAUGGACGUAAACCUUAUGUUCAUGAAACUUGUGCAACUGAUACAACGCAAGUAACACAUGUUAUAAAUAGUGUUAUUGAUACAAUUAUCCAUGAAAAUAUGAAGGAUACUGGAAUGUUGUAG
Auanema sp. JU1783 is the source of this 1056-nucleotide messenger RNA. The record is from the annotation of a GenBank genome assembly. NCBI's taxonomy places the organism in Eukaryota, Metazoa, Nematoda, Chromadorea, Rhabditida, Rhabditidae.